AUGGAUCUUGUCGCCGGUGUUCGCAAGGAAGGCAGCCGCGGCGGCCGCGGCGACUUCAAAUGGUCCGAUGUGAAAGACUCUUCGCAUCGCGAAAACUACCUCGGUCAUUCUCUUAUGGCGCCUGUUGGUCGAUGGCAACAGGGUAAAGAUUUACAAUGGUAUGCACGUGGGGAAGAUGAUACCGAGGAUGUCGCUAGGAAGGAGCGCGAGGAGCGGCAGCGCGUCAAAGCAGCGGAGGAUGAGGCCAUGGCGCGAGCUUUGGGUCUUCCGCUGCCAUCUCAGAACGCGAACCUGACGCCCCUGGGUGGUGAUGAGAACCCACCUGCGGCAAUUAACGGAGACCCAACGGAGGAGAAGACAAGAGGUAUGGGAUAUAGUCACCUUGUCAGUAUGCAAUAG
Aspergillus versicolor CBS 583.65 is the source of this 399-nucleotide messenger RNA. Its product is annotated as MMtag domain-containing protein. Lineage: Eukaryota; Fungi; Ascomycota; Eurotiomycetes; Eurotiales; Aspergillaceae. The record is from RefSeq and is a predicted model, not a curated record. The coding region runs from base 1 to 399 and encodes 132 amino acids. The transcript has 2 exons.